AAAUCCUCCAGCCAGAGAGAGCGUAGAGGAGCUGCAGACAGUGCAGAGCGGACUUUAUAGCUCAGCAGCAGCAAGCACGCUGACACUCCCCUAGUGCAGUGAGGAGGGGCUGAAGGUCGCUCCAAUAGGGAACAGCACGUCUGUCACGCGCAUUCCUCGCCACGCUUACUGCGCUCAGAGGAAUUAUUCAUCUAAUUUUGUGUCUUCUUUUAAAAAAUAAUAAUGGCUACAGUAGAUUUAGAGAAGCUCCGGAAGUUGGGAGCGGGUAAAGCUAUUGCUGUGCUGACUAGCGGAGGAGAUGCCCAAGGUAUGAAUGCUGCAGUUCGUGCUGUUACUCGUAUGGGCAUUUAUGUUGGAGCUAAGGUUUUCCACAUAUACGAGGGCUAUGAAGGCUUGGUUGAAGGUGGAGAUUGUAUUAAACCAGCGAACUGGCUAAGUGUGUCUAAUAUAAUCCAGUUGGGUGGCACUAUCAUUGGAAGUGCCAGGUGCAAAGCAUUUAUGACUCAUGAAGGGCGUUUGUCUGCAGCCUUUAAUCUGGUGCAGAAGGGUAUAACAAAUUUGUGUGUCAUUGGUGGUGAUGGCAGUUUAACUGGAGCAAACAUCUUUCGAAAGGAGUGGGGAUGUCUACUUGAAGAGUUGGUUAAGGAAGAAAAAAUAACUGAAGAACUUGCAGCAACUUAUUCUUAUUUAAAUAUUGUCGGACUUGUGGGCUCCAUUGACAAUGACUUCUGUGGUACUGAUAUGACGAUUGGAACAGAUUCAGCUUUGCACAGAAUUAUGGAGGUUAUUGAUGCAAUCACUACUACUGCCCAGAGUCACCAACGGACAUUCGUGUUGGAAGUCAUGGGAAGGCAUUGUGGAUAUCUAGCAUUGGUGUCUGCAUUAGCAUCUGGAGCUGACUGGCUUUUUAUUCCAGAAUGCCCUCCUGAGGAGGACUGGGUGGAUGUUAUGUGUUCAAGACUUGGAGAGACUCGAAGUCGUGGUUCAAGGCUAAACAUCAUUAUCAUUGCAGAAGGCGCAAUUGAUCGGGAAGGGAAGCCAAUUUCUUCUAAUUAUGUUAAAGAUUUGGUUGUUGAACGCUUGGGAUUUGAUACCAGAAUCACUGUUCUUGGACAUGUACAACGAGGAGGAACACCAUCCGCUUUUGAUCGUGUCUUGAGCAGUAAAAUGGGUAUGGAAGCAGUUAUAGCACUGAUGGAAGCUACUCCUGAAACUCCAGCCUGCGUAGUUAGUCUCUCUGGUAACCAGUCAGUGCGACUGCCAUUGAUGGAGUGUGUUCAAGUGACAAAAGAUGUGCAGAAAGCUAUGGAAGAGAAAAGAUUUGAUGAAGCAAUUGAGUUACGAGGAAGGAGUUUUGAAAACAACUGGAACAUUUACAAGAUUCUGUCACACAAGAAGCCAUCUGAAAUAAAGAGUAACUUCAAUCUGGCAGUUCUGAAUGUUGGCGCACCAGCUGCUGGAAUGAACGCUGCUGUUCGAUCUGCUGUGCGAAUUGGAAUUUCUCAGGGCCAUAAGGUUUAUAUAGUAAAUGAUGGAUUUGAAGGACUUUCAAAGGGACAGAUUAAAGAAGUACAUUGGCACGAUGUUGCUGGGUGGCUAGGGCGUGGUGGUUCCAUGCUAGGUACAAAAAGAACAAUACCAAAGACCUGUAUGCUGAAGAUUGUGGAAAACAUUAGAAAAUAUAACAUCCAUGCCCUUUUGGUUAUAGGCGGAUUUGAGGCAUAUGAGGGAGUGUUACAACUUGUUGAGGCUCGGGAACAAUAUGAAGAACUGUGCAUUGUCAUGUGCGUAAUUCCAGCAACCAUUAGCAAUAAUGUGCCAGGGACUGACUUUAGUAUUGGCUCAGACACGGCUGUUAAUGCAGCGAUGGAGAGUUGUGACCGUAUUAAACAAUCUGCCUCUGGAACAAAGCGGCGUGUGUUCAUUGUAGAGACCAUGGGUGGAUACUGUGGCUAUCUGGCUACAGUGACAGGAAUAGCUGUUGGUGCAGAUGCUGCUUACGUGUUUGAGGAUCAGUUUAACAUUCAUGAUCUGAAGUCAAAUGUAGAGCACUUGACGGAAAAAAUGAAAACAGAUAUUCAAAGAGGACUUGUACUGAGGAAUGAAAAAUGCCAUGACUACUAUUCCACAGAGUUUCUGUAUAAUCUCUACUCAGCUGAAGGAAAAGGAAUUUUUGACUGCAGGACCAAUGUUCUUGGACACUUACAGCAAGGUGGUGCUCCUACUCCUUUUGAUCGAAAUUAUGGCACAAAACUUGGAGUGAAGUCUAUGCUGUGGAUUUCUGAGAAACUGAGGGAGUCCUAUCGCAGAGGUCGUGUGUUUGCUAAUUCUCCAGAUACCGCCUGUGUAAUUGGCCUUAAGAAGAAAGUUGUGGCUUUUACAUCUGUUUGUGAAUUGAAAAAAGUUACAGACUUUGAGCACAGAAUGCCAAAAGAGCAGUGGUGGCUGAAUUUCCGUCUGAUGUUGAAGAUGCUGGCCAACUAUCAAAUCAGCUUAACAGAAUAUGUUUCAGGGAAAAUAGAACAUGUUACGCGUAGGACUCUAAGCAUAGAUAAAGGCUUCUGAUUGAUAUACUGUAUCAGACAUGUGGUGUUAUGUUCAUCUCAUACAAUGUAACAGUGUUUCCAUACUGCCAACUGUAAUGAACUCAUAUCAAUUGUAACUUGUCUAAUGAAAAUGUCUUCCUUUGUAAGAUAAGAGUAAUCAAUUUCUUGACUUUAUUAUUUUAUUAAAUAGAACUAGAUCAUACCCCGACUACCAUCAAUCAGCCUGCCUGCUUUACUUUGCAAUUAUUUCCUUUUUCUUGCUUUAGUGAUGUUGAAUGAAUGUCAUAGGAACGGAAUAAUGGUGGUGUUCUGUAUAUACCACUCUUAUGCAGGAGAGUGUUUUCUCUGGCAACCAAUAGGCGAGAUGUAAUAGUAUCCGAGUUGCCGACCGAACUUUAACUUUUUCGUUAAAAACCACUAUCAUUUACAAGGCAAAACCACGCCUUGUAAAUGACCGCCGCUUUAUAAAAGCGUCCAAGUUCGGCCAGAAUCCUGCACCCCUGGCAAACUCGGAUGCUAUUACAUCCCCCUUUAUGGUUUCAUAUAUAUCCCUCCAGAUAUAGAUUUAUACAAUGUUUCUGUAUGAAAAAAACUAUUUUGAUAUAAAUUAGUAAUUAAAUAAUUUGACGAUAAAUUAGUAUUUAAAUAAAGAAGAAUGCUGCAUUGUUUAUAAGUAAAGCAAAUAACGAAGUGUAUGGUAUGUAAGUAAUGCAAAAAUGUUUUGAUUAAAGUUUAAACAAUACAAUGUAGUAAUUUCCAUAUUGUUAAGGGAGAAAAAAAUAUAGAUACAUAAUAAAAUAAUAAAAUUA
This is a messenger RNA of Pseudophryne corroboree (corroboree frog), 3355 nucleotides long. It is a transcript of the gene PFKL, whose product is annotated as phosphofructokinase, liver type. The transcript is spliced from 22 exons. NCBI's taxonomy places the organism in Eukaryota, Metazoa, Chordata, Amphibia, Anura, Myobatrachidae. Gene Ontology annotation, cellular component: membrane; 6-phosphofructokinase complex; cytoplasm. Gene Ontology annotation, molecular function: fructose-6-phosphate binding; ATP binding; AMP binding. Gene Ontology annotation, biological process: fructose 6-phosphate metabolic process; fructose 1,6-bisphosphate metabolic process; canonical glycolysis. The coding region runs from base 223 to 2565 and encodes 780 amino acids. The record is from RefSeq and is a predicted model, not a curated record.